GAGUGAUGGCUGCCGGCGUUCGCUGCGUGUUUCUUCUUCUCGGCUGCUGAGGUCCCCCCGCGGCUGCUUCCUGGGUAAGUCGUGAGUCCCGCGGAGCUGUCCCUGGUGCCGCCGACCCGGGCCGUGUGCUCGCCGACCGCAGGCGCGACCCGUGGCUCCCGCCGCCGCCUCGAUCUCCUCGUCUCCCGCUCCGCCCUCCCUUUUCCCUGGAUGAACUUGCGUCCUUUCUCUUCUCCGCCAUGGAAUUCUGCUCCGUGCUUUUAGUCCUCCUGAGCCAAAGAAACCCCAGACAACAGAUGCCCAUACGCAGCGUAUAGCAGUAACUCCCCAGCUCGGUUUCUGUGCCGUAGUUUACAGUAUUUAAUUUUAUAUAUAUAUAAUAUAUAUUAUUUAUUAUAGCAAUUUUGAUACCUCAUAUUCUGUUUACACAUCUUGAAAGCCGCUCAGUAGUUCUCUUACUAAACAACCACUACUCUAGAGAAUGGCAACGCUGAUUACCAGUACUACAGCUGCUACCGCCGCUUCUGGUCCUUUGGUGGACCACCUAUGGAUGCUCAUCCUGGGCUUCGUUAUUGCAUUUGUCUUGGCAUUCUCCGUGGGAGCCAAUGAUGUAGCAAAUUCUUUUGGUACAGCUGUGGGCUCAGGUGUAGUGACCCUGAAGCAAGCCUGCAUCCUAGCUAGCAUCUUUGAAACAGUGGGCUCUGUCUUACUGGGGGCCAAAGUGAGCGAAACCAUCCGGAAGGGCCUGAUUGACGUGGAGAUGUACAACUCGACUCAAGGGCUGCUGAUGGCCGGCUCAGUCAGUGCUAUGUUUGGUUCUGCUGUGUGGCAACUCGUUGCUUCGUUUUUGAAGCUCCCCAUUUCUGGAACUCAUUGUAUUGUUGGUGCAACCAUUGGUUUCUCCCUCGUGGCAAAGGGGCAGGAGGGUGUCAAGUGGUCUGAACUGAUAAAAAUUGUGAUGUCAUGGUUCGUGUCCCCGCUGCUUUCUGGAAUUAUGUCUGGAAUUUUAUUCUUCCUAGUUCGUGCAUUCAUCCUCCAUAAGGCAGAUCCAGUUCCUAAUGGUUUGCGAGCUUUGCCAGUUUUCUAUGCCUGCACAGUUGGAAUAAACCUCUUUUCCAUCAUGUAUACUGGAGCACCGUUGCUGGGCUUUGACAAACUUCCUCUGUGGGGUACCAUCCUCAUCUCGGUGGGAUGUGCAGUUUUCUGUGCCCUUAUCGUCUGGUUCUUUGUAUGUCCCAGGAUGAAGAGAAAAAUUGAACGAGAAAUAAAGUGUAGUCCUUCUGAAAGCCCCUUAAUGGAAAAAAAGAAUAGCUUGAAAGAAGACCAUGAAGAAACAAAGUUGUCUGUCAGUGAUACUGAGAACAGGAAUCCUGUUGCUGAGAUAGGGCCUGCCACUCUGCCCCUCCAGGCUGUGGUGGAGGAGAGAACAGUCUCAUUCAAACUUGGAGAUUUGGAGGAAGCUCCAGAGCGAGAGAGGCUUCCCAGCGUGGACUUGAAAGAGGAAACCAGCAUAGAUAGCACCGUGAAUGGUGCAGUGCAGUUGCCUAAUGGGAACCUUGUCCAGUUCAGUCAAGCUGUCAGCAACCAAAUAAACUCCAGUGGCCACUACCAGUAUCACACCGUGCAUAAGGAUUCUGGCUUGUACAAAGAGUUGCUCCACAAAUUACAUCUGGCCAAGGUGGGAGAUUGCAUGGGAGACUCUGGUGACAAACCCUUAAGGCGCAAUAAUAGCUAUACUUCCUAUACCAUGGCAAUAUGUGGCAUGCCUCUGGAUUCAUUCCGUGCCAAAGAAGGUGAACAGAAGGGCGAAGAAAUAGAGAAGCUGACGUGGCCUAAUGCAGACUCCAGGAAGCGAAUCCGAAUGGACAGUUACACUAGUUACUGCAAUGCUGUGUCUGACCUUCACUCGGCAUCUGACACAGACAUGAGUGUCAAGGCAGAGAUGGGUCUAGGUGACAGAAAAGGAAGUCAUGGCUCUCUGGAAGAAUGGUAUGACCAGGAUAAGCCUGAAGUCUCUCUCCUCUUCCAGUUCCUGCAGAUCCUUACAGCCUGCUUUGGGUCAUUCGCCCAUGGUGGCAAUGACGUAAGCAAUGCCAUUGGGCCUCUGGUUGCUUUAUAUUUGGUUUAUGACACGGGAGAUGUUUCUUCAAAAGUGGCAACACCAAUAUGGCUUCUACUCUAUGGUGGUGUUGGUAUCUGUAUCGGUCUGUGGGUUUGGGGAAGAAGAGUUAUCCAGACCAUGGGGAAGGAUCUGACACCGAUCACACCCUCUAGUGGCUUCAGUAUUGAACUGGCAUCUGCCCUCACUGUGGUGAUUGCAUCAAAUAUUGGCCUUCCCAUCAGUACAACACAUUGUAAAGUGGGCUCUGUUGUGUCUGUUGGCUGGCUCCGGUCCAAGAAGGCUGUUGACUGGCGUCUCUUUCGUAACAUUUUUAUGGCCUGGUUUGUCACAGUCCCCAUUUCUGGAGUUAUCAGUGCUGCCAUCAUGGCAGUCUUCAGAUAUGUCAUCCUCAGAAUGUGAAGCUGUUUGAGAUUAAAAUUUGUGUCAAUGUUUGGGACCACCUUAGGUAUUCCUGCUCCCCUGAAGAAUGAUUAUGGUGUUAUUGAAGACUGACAAGAGUCUUUUUAUUUGGGAGCCAGAGGAGGGAAGUGUUACUUGUGCUAUAAUUGCUUUUGUGCUAAAUAUGAAUUGUCUCAAAAUUAGCUAUGUAAAAUAGCCAGGGUUCCACUGGCUCCUGCUGAGGUCCCCUUUCCUUCUGGGCUGUGAAUUCCUGUACAUAUUUCUCUACUUUUUGUAUCAGGCUUCAAUUCCAUUAUGUUUUAAUGUUGUCUCUGAAGAUGACUUGUGAUUUUUUUUUUUUUAAACAACCAUGCAGAGCCAUUUGACAGAGUAUGCUCUGCUUUGUUGGUUUCACCAGCUUCUGCCCUAACAUGCACAGGGAUUUAACAACAAAAAAAUAUAACUAAAACUUCCCUUGUAGUCUCUUAUAUAAGUAGAGUCAUUGGUACUCUGCCCUCCUGUCAGUAGUGGCAGGAUCUAUUGGCAUAUGUGGGAGCUUCUUAGAGGGAUGAGGUUCUUUGAACACAGUGAAAAUUUAAAUUAGUAACUUUUUUAAAGCAGUUCAUUGACUGACUGCUAAGAAGAAGUAAGAAGGAAAAGCCUUUUGGCAAUCUUGGUUAUUUAAGAUUUCUGGCAGUGUGGGAUGGAUGAAUGAAGUGGAAUGUGAACUUUGGUCAAGUUAAAUGGGACAGCCUUCCAUGUUCAUCUGUCUACCUCUUAACUGAAUAAAAAAGCCUACAGUUUUUAGAAAA
Rhinopithecus roxellana (golden snub-nosed monkey) is the source of this 3312-nucleotide messenger RNA. RefSeq names its product solute carrier family 20 member 1 (gene SLC20A1). The transcript is spliced from 11 exons. The record is from RefSeq and is a predicted model, not a curated record. Gene Ontology annotation, biological process: phosphate ion transmembrane transport. Gene Ontology annotation, molecular function: phosphate transmembrane transporter activity. Gene Ontology annotation, cellular component: membrane. Bases 482 to 2521 code for a protein of 679 amino acids. NCBI's taxonomy places the organism in Eukaryota, Metazoa, Chordata, Mammalia, Primates, Cercopithecidae.